AUGAGCCCAAGCAAACGUGUUGGUGGUGCGGCUGAACCAGCUGCACAUACCGUGGUGGUCGACGACCAUCACCUGGAAGAAAAGUCGGCAGCGCCCUCGGAGGCGAUCGAGAAGAUGCUAGCCAUGCUAGGAGACCUGUCCGAAAGGAUGAACCGGAUGGAGGUCUCCCAGAGAGAGCAAGGCGGCAAGAACUGGCAGGGCUCACCCGAGUCGAGCAUGGCCAGUCGGCAACAGGAGGUCGGGGCAGGGAUUAAUCUCCAGACUUUGGACCGUACCCCUCCUAAGGAAUCCCCAAACGUGUCACCAGCAACCUAUUUCGGCAUUCGGCGACAACAACAGGCAGGUGUUGAAGGUCCUCACGCGAGAAAAGCAGAGGAAGGAGUCAACAUGGGUCAGGCACCCGUCCCUGGGAUAUACCGGGCAGGUUUACCUGAAGGACGCUACCCCGGUAUGGGUAUGCCUAACGGGGGGGGGUGUUUACCCUGGGCAGCCGGGAGUCGGUAUGCCGGACGCGCAACAGCAGAAGCUGGCGUUGCAACCUUUCGACGGAAAGGAGCUCUACCACGGCCUUGGCUGUGGAUUCAGGGAGUUGGGCAAGGAAUUUGUCCGCCAAGUCAGGUUCGCAGAGCGUGCAUGUGGUUUCGUGUGGCUGGAAAAUAUCAAGGUUGA
This is a messenger RNA of Peronospora matthiolae, 669 nucleotides long. NCBI's taxonomy places the organism in Eukaryota, Oomycota, Peronosporomycetes, Peronosporales, Peronosporaceae. The record is from the annotation of a GenBank genome assembly.